AAAUGGCUAGACACUUUUAAAUAAAAAUUUACAUUUGUUUAAGCUCUUAAAAUUGUUGAAGCAAAUGGUAUAUAUAAAUUAUUAAGUGAACAAAGAGUGUAAGCAAAAUUUUUUAUUGGAGUUUCAUUUCAUCAUUCUAAAAAUAAAAAUUUUGAUCUAAAUAUAAAGCAAAUUCAUUGUAGGGGCAUUUGAAUUAUGUUCUUAAAAAAUCAUUUUCUCCUUUCUCUGAAAUUUUAAAACUUUUAGAAGGUUAUCAUUGCAUUUUUAUAUUACAGGAAGGAAGAAAAAAAAAAAACUUUACAUGGUGUAAAAACUAAAUUUUGUGUUUUCAUUUUAGUUCUUGUUUUCUUUUAGAUAAGGCAAUUGCAGCUUAUGCAGUAUGGAGAAAAAGUAUGAACGUAUAACUAUUAUAUGGUAAUUAGUGAAAAAUAAACUCAAAACAAUUUUGUUUACACUCCUUUUCCCUAAUUUACUUACAACAGAAAUGGGGAAGUAUUAAAGUAGUGUCUGUUCAUUUUGCUCUUUUUUUUCUCUCAAACUUAUAGAACUUCUGCACCUUUAUAUUUCCUAUCUUUCCAAAAAUAAGAAAAUAUUUCUGAAUUUUAAGAUCUAAAAGCUUCUUUUACCUCUUGGCCUGAAAUUCUUUGAAUAAUUUAUUAUAUCUGUUCUGACUAAAAAAAAAUAAUCUUAAUUGGUAAAUUCUAGUUUUAUUAAAUACUUUUUUAUCACUACUACUCUAACUUCUGACAUUUUUCAUCCCUCUUCUAUUUUCAGAAAAAUGUCUCAAUUCUCCAUUUCUGAUUGAAAGUGGAACUAGGAGAGCUGUAAAGAAAAAACUUUCAUCUUGAAGGUAAUUUUAACAGUAGGGGGGACUGAGAAAUGAGUUUAGGUGAUAAUGGAUUUAGCAUACAUAUUGACACAUAAAUAUUUUUUUUCAAGGUAAAAUUUGCACUUAAAAUAAUAUUUGUGAAGCUUCAAAUCUCAUUUAAAACUGAUACAUUAUGGAGAAUGUUGUGAAUUUAAAUAUACCGUCUUGUCAACCACAUAACAUCUGUCAGCAUUGUCACAUCUAUUUUGUAGACGUUAAAGCAGAACAUUAUAACAUUAACAACACCACUCAAGAAGUUAAAAGCUUAUUUACUUGCUCGUAUUGUAAAAAGAGCUUUACGAGAAAAGAUAAAUUAAAUGAGCACAUAAAGCUGCAUACUGGUGAAAGCCCUCAUAUUUGCACCUAUUGUGGGAAGAAUUUCACGCGAAAAGAUAAAUUAACGGCCCAUGUACGCAUCCACACUGGAGAGUGUCCCUAUGUUUGCACGCAAUGUGGAAAAGGUUUUACACGCAAAGAUAAGUUAGUAGCUCAUACAUACAUUCAUACUGGUUUACAUCCUUUUACUUGCCCUCAUUGUAAUAAAGGAUUUGCUUGGAAGGAUAAGUUGACUAACCACAUCAGGACUCAUACUGGUGAACGCCCAUUUGUUUGCAAGCAUUGCGGGAAAGCUUUUGCACAGAAUGAUAAGUUGACUGUUCACAUUAGAAUACACACUGGUGAAAGACCUUAUGUUUGCAAACAUUGUGGUAAAGCAUUUGCACGAAAUGAUAAACUGACAGCUCAUGUAAGAAUUCAUACCGGAGAAUGUCCAUUUGUUUGCAAAACUUGUGGGAAGGCAUUUGCCCGUAAUGAUAAACUGACUUCACAUUCCUACACUCAUACUGGAAAGUAUCCUUAUAAUUGUCCUCACUGUGGUAAAGGAUUUGUAUGGAAAGACAAAUUAACUAACCAUGUUAGAGUCCAUACUGGAGAGCGACCAUUUGUGUGCAAACAUUGCGGUAAAGCUUAUGCGCAAAAGGAUAAGUUGACAGUACACAUUCGUAGUCACACAGGUGAGAGACCAUUUGUUUGCAAGCACUGCGGAAAAGCAUUUGCAAGAAAUGACAAACUCACCGCUCACAUCCGCAUUCAUACGGGAGAACGUCCUUACAUUUGUGGCCAGUGUUCAAAGGCUUUUACUACAAAAGGUAAGUUGAAUAUCCACAUGCGAACUCAUGAUGGGAAAAUACCAUACACCUGCACCCAAUGUGGCAAGAAUUUCAACAGCAAGGAAAAGCUCAGUGCUCAUCUUUUGAUUCAUUUUGGAAGUAGCUCCUGUGCGUCUCUUGUCACCCAACCCUUGAUUGGUAAAAACUUGCCAGUUGUUUGAGCAUUGCGUGUAACUAUAGUAAUCUUCAUUUUAAACAGGAAAUAAUGACUUCUUAACUGUGCAAUUUGUGCAUAACUUUCUGCUAGUUUGCAAAACUGUAACUUAUUGUAAAGAAAUCUUUGAUGUCAGAUAUGUAUAUAAAUAUGUAAACAGCUCUUUAAUUUAUAUAGAUUGACAUGUUUGCAUAUUUCUUAAUAUACGCACAGGGCUUGGAAAACAUUCGGCAUUAAAUAUAACAGCAAUAGUUAAAAUAUAUAUUUAAAAAAAGAUUUAUUAAACAUCGAAUGGAUGGAGAAAUGAUUGUGUCUAAUGCUGAAUAUUUUGAUUUAAUAAAUAUUGACUGUAGAUAUUAGGAAAGGAUGAAAUGAAUGGGCCCUUUAUUUCGUUUUCAGAAAAAGUUAUUCAGUAUGAAAACUACUGUCAAAAUAUAAUUUGAAAGAUUAUUAAAAUAUUUUAAGCAAAGCUCUACGAAAAUAAUAAGUCGGCUUUAGUUGAAAUUUAUAUCUUUUACAUUAUUUCUUCAUUUAGUGUUAGAAUAUUUAAUUUGACUACAAAUAUAGGAUUAAGCCUUUAAUAAUUUUUAAUGUUUAGAAAUUAUGAACUAAAAAAGUAAACCUAGUUAACUCUACUUUCAUCAGUUUGUUUCUAAAUUGAAAGAUUGUAUUGAUUAAUGUGAAACUUGAUUAUAUUCUGUAUCAUUGUCAAUAAGACCAAUUGUAUAUAUAGCGUAGCUUAAAAUUUAAUCAUGAGUGGAAUUUGUUGAAACUUGUAAAAAUAAUCAUACCUUUUCUAAUUUUAAGCUUAGUCUUAUAUACAAGGUUACUUCGUGAUGUCUAAACAUCCCUCAUAUUGAAGGAUUAAUGUUGUGUUUAAUACUUGUAUAGUUCCUUUUAAUUUACUUAAAAUAUUGUUGAAAAAUUCCUAACUUUAGGUGCAAAAAGAAUUGAUUGUAUCAUAACUAUUAAUGUACUUUCAUCAACGUUACAAUUUUUGUAUGUAAAUAAACAUAAGUGGUUUUCUUU
Messenger RNA from Parasteatoda tepidariorum (common house spider), 3220 nucleotides. Lineage: Eukaryota; Metazoa; Arthropoda; Arachnida; Araneae; Theridiidae. The record is from RefSeq and is a predicted model, not a curated record.